Messenger RNA from Nerophis ophidion (straightnose pipefish), 5668 nucleotides. RefSeq names its product protein tyrosine phosphatase receptor type Z1a (gene ptprz1a). The transcript is spliced from 30 exons. Bases 190 to 5403 code for a protein of 1737 amino acids. Gene Ontology annotation, biological process: peptidyl-tyrosine dephosphorylation. Gene Ontology annotation, molecular function: protein tyrosine phosphatase activity; protein binding. Lineage: Eukaryota; Metazoa; Chordata; Actinopteri; Syngnathiformes; Syngnathidae. The record is from RefSeq and is a predicted model, not a curated record.
UGGGGGCGGCGUUAGUCUGCGAGUGAGACGCAGGUUCGGUCCAGACGAGCAGGAGGGCGCGCGAGAAUCCACGCGUGCACGAACUCCGCCGAGCACAACUCUGAUGGAUGUUUGAGCGCCGCGCACUCACGCGCACAUCGGGACCUGCUCCGGUUUGGGCCGAGUUCGAAUCCCUUCCCGCUCGCGAGAAUGCACGGCGGGACCUGCGGGCCGCUUCUGGCCACGCUGUGCAUCCUCAUCGUGGACCGAGUUGGAGGCUACACGUACAGGAACCAGCGCAAGCUGACGGAGGACAUGGACUGGUCGUAUGACGGAACGUUGAACCAGGACAACUGGGCCAAGAAGUUUCCGUCAUGCAGCAGCGCCAAGCAGUCGCCCAUCAACGUGGAGGAGAACCUGGCCCAGGUCAAGCUGCAGUACCAGAAGCUGAGGCUGGAGGGCUGGGAGGACUUGACGGGGGAGCGGACCACCAUCAAGAAUGACGGCAAGACCGUGGCAGUGCACCUGGACGGAGACUUCUACGUCAGCGGAGGGGGUCUCAGGUCAAAGUUCAAGGCGGGGCGCAUCACCUUCCACUGGGGGCGCUGUAACGCCUCCUCCGACGGCUCCGAGCACAGCUUGGAUGGCGUCAAGCACCCCCUGGAGAUGCAGGUGUACUGCUACGAGCCGCUCCGAUUCGAUUCCCUGGAGCAAAGCAUGAAGGCCGGAGGCCGAGUCACAGCCCUCGCCGUGCUCUUUGAGGUGACCUCGGAGGACAACGUCCACUUUGAAGCCAUCAUCGAGGCCAUCAAAAGAGUGAGCAGAUACGGUACGUCUCCUUCUCCUCUCGUCCCUUCUGUUCGGGCUUUCCUUCUAAAACUUGUUCUUUUAUCCUCAGAGGAUUCAGCCCGAAUUGCGCCCUUCGUGCCGCGAGGUCUGCUGCCCAACUCCACCGACAAGUAUUUCAUUUACAACGGCUCGCUGACCACACCGCCUUGCAGUGAAACUGUGGAGUGGGUGGUCUUCAAGAACACUGUGGCCAUCUCCGCCGACCAGUUGGAGACAUUCUGCGAGGUGAUGACCAUGCAGCAGGCGGGCUACGCCAUGUUGAUGGACUACCUGCAGGACAACUACAGGGAGCAGCAGCCCGUCUUCCUGGGUCAAGUCUUCUCCUCCUACACUGGCACAGAGGAGGUCCACACGCCAGUGUGCAGCUCGGAGCCGGAGAACAUCCAGGCCGUGGUCUACAACCUCAGCAGUCUGCUGGUGACUUGGGAGCGCCCGCGGGCCGUGUAUGACGGCGCCAUCGACAAAUACUCGGUCAGCUACAGGAUGGCCGAAGCGGUGGGAGACGCCCCCUCGGAGUACCUGACCGACGGAGACCAGGACGUGGGGGCGAUACUGGACGACGUAACCGCCAACUCCACCUACGCGGUCCAGGUGGUGGCGGUGUGCGCCAACGGCCUCCGCGGACGCACCAGCGACGUCCUCACGGUCGCUAUGGCCGUCGACGACCCCGCAAACAGUCUCCUCCCACCUGCAAAUGAGUUUGAGGACGAGGACAUCUACCAACCGUACCUCACCUGGGAUGACGCCGCAAAAACCGAAGACCCGCCGUGGAUUCCGACAAAGCCCCCGAGGACCUCCACAUCACCGAGCCUCCUCCAACCUGUCGCCAUACCCACCACAUCAGGGUCCGUUGUGUCAGUCACAUCCCUUAGUUCUGGUCGGACCAGUGAACGCAGUACCUCCAUCGUGCCACCAGGGACCGCCACAUCACCACACGUCCAAGGGUCCGAGGACUCCACCCCUUCUUUUGACAUCACAACCAAGCCAGCGCUCACUUCUGCCACUCUUUUGCACGCGAAGGCCAGCGACGCCCUCGGCGGCGUCAGUACAAAGUCCCCUGAGAGCAAUAGCGUCAGUAUGACGACGAGCCCAGUAACGACUUUAGGGAGUCAAGGUGCACCCUCAAACGGCACCGUCUUCAACGUGAGUGACACGGCAUCGUCUGUCCAUUUCGGGACAGAUGAAGGUCCGGCAACGCCCGGAAGGGACGAUUGGACCACCGACGCAAGCGGACUGGAAGACAUCCUGGGGGUCCAGAGAGCGCCGUCUUCCCCGUCGACCCCGGGUGUGUCUCGUACCACAACCACAGAGACAUCCAUGUGGCGGGACGGUGUUCUCUCGCAGACCGUGGCAACGAUAUCGAACGGACUGGAAGACGUUCCGGGGGUCCAGAGAGCGUCGUUUUCCUCGUCGACCCCGGGUGUGCCUCGUACCACACCCACAGAGACAUCCAUGUGGCGGGACGGUGUUCUCUCGCAGACCGUGGCAACGAUAUCGAACGGACUGGAAGACGUUCCGGGGGUCCAGAGAGCGUCGUUUUCCUCGUCGACCCCAGGUGUACCUCGUACCACACCCACAGAGACAUCCAUGUGGCGAGACGGUGUUCUCUCGCAGACCGUGGCAACGAUAUCGAACGGACUGGAAGACGUUCCGGGGGUCCAGAGAGCGUCGUUUUCCUCGUCGACCCCGGGUGUGCCUCGUACCACACCCACAGAGACAUCCAUGUGGCGGGACGGUGUUCUCUCGCAGACCGUGGCAACGAUAUCGAACAGACUGGAAGACGUUCCAGGGGUCCAGAGAGCGUCGUCUUCCUCGUCGACCCCGGGUGUGCCUCGUACCACACCCACAAAGACAUCUAUGUGGCGGAACGGUGUUCUCUCGCAGACCGUGGCAACGCUCUCCAACGCCACAACUCCUGAGUCCUCGUUCUCACUGUCUGAUGAGACCUCCGUCCUCCCUUCCUCCCCCACAACCACCGUCCCCGCAGUUGCCACCCUUGAAUGGCCACUGGACACCAGUAGCGGUGUCUCAGGUUCAGCGCUCUCCCCUGACCGGCAGGACGGCACGGAUCAGGAGUGGGACAGGGUCCAGUUCUCGGCCUCGGGGGAGAGCACGCUAACUCAUUCCACCGACGCCACUAACACCGCUUCUUCCACCGACGCCGCUAACGCCGCUCCUUCAUCCGGCAGCUCGCAAUCUGGACAGACCCCCGAGGAUCUGGAAGACCGGUCCUCUGCGUUCUAUUUCGAUAGCGAGAGCGGCAGCGGCAACGCCACUGGAUCAGAGCGAGCAGGCCAGGUCGUGACGCCAAGCCUUCCCGCGCCGACCUCGACUCCGCCGCCGACCCCCACUUCGCUUUGGUCGCUGGGCGGAGACGAGGAGAACGGCUCGGGUCAGGGCGAGAGUCUUUACGACAACGAGACCUCCUCGGACUUCAGCAUCUCCGAGCGCACGGGACGGGAGUCGGAGAACGAGGAGGAGCCAGUCGCAGACGUCAGCAACAGCAGCCACGAGUCUCGGGUGGCUUCCAUCAGGGAGGGCGAGAGGAAGGCGGCAGUUCCCCUGGCUGUCAUCUCCACGCUCACCGGCCUCGGCCUGCUGGUCCUCAUCGGCAUCCUGGUCUACUGGAGGGUGUGCUUCCAGACCGCUCACUUCUACGUGCAAGAAGGCUCCUCGCCCCGAGUCCUCGCCACACCUGCUUUGACGCCAGACGAAUCUGAGGCGCUUCCUGUCCAAGAUUUUGUCCGACGCGUCGCCGAUCUCCACCAAACACGCGGCUUUCCACGCAAGUUUGAACUACUGAAGGAGAGCUACGAGGAAGUGUGCGGGGCGAACGCGGCCAUGACCUCGGACAUCUCCAACCAUCCCGACAACAAGACGAAGAAUCGUUACAGCAACAUCCUGGCCUACGACCACAGUCGAGUGCGACUCUCCAGCAAGGACGGACGCAGCCGAGACUACAUCAACGCCAACUUUGUGGAUGGCUUCAAGACCAGGCACUCGUACAUUGCGGCCCAAGGUCCACUCAAGUCCAGCACCGACGACUUCUGGCGGAUGAUUUGGGAACAGAACGUGGGCGUCAUCGUCAUGAUCACCAACCUGGUGGAGAAAGGCCGGAGGAAGUGCGACCAGUACUGGCCGGCGGACGUGCACGAGGACUACGGCGGGAUCCUGGUGACGCUGAAAAGCACCCGCCGGCUGGCCAACUACACCCGCCGCACCUUCGCCGUGGUCGAGGCGCAGCAGGUCAAAAAGGGUUCUCAGAAGGGGCGGGGCUCGGAGCGGACGGUCACACAGUACCACUACACCCGCUGGCCCGACAUGGGCGUGGCCGAGCAGGCGCUGCCGCUGCUGACCUUCGUGCGCAAGUCGUCCCGGGCCAGGACCGCCCGCAUGGGCCCCGUGUUGGUGCACUGCAGCGCGGGUGUGGGCCGCACAGGCACCUACAUGGUCCUGGACAGCAUGCUGAAGCAGCUGCGGGACGAGGGCGCCGUCGACGUGGACGGCUACCUCAGGCACAUCCGCACCCAGAGGAACUACCUGGUCCAGACCCAGGAGCAGUACGUUUUUAUCCACGACGCCCUGGUGGAGGCCAUCAACUGCGGGGAGUCGGAGGUGGCGGGGUCUCACCUGCACAGCUACGUGGACCAGCUUCUGACGGCGGGGCAGGACGGGAGGACGCCGCUGGACCGACAGCUGAAGCUGCUGAGUGGUGGCAACUCCAAGACCAGCAGCGGCGACGACAACGACGACGAGGCGCUCGCUCUUCAGGGCCGCGACCGACACAAGAACAGAAGCGGCUCGCUGCUCCCGGUUGAGAGCUCCCGUGUGCGUCUGUCUACGUGCGCGGGCGACACGUCAGACUACAUCAACGCAUCCUACGUGACAGGGUACAAGUACAGCAAGGAGUUCAUCAUUACCCAAAAUCCUUUGCCACACACCCUCAAGGACUUCUGGAGGAUGAUUUGGGACCACAACACACGUGUCAUCGUGUCACUGCCGGGACCACAACCCACUGAGGAGGCGGCGGCGGCCAUCUUUGGUCCCGGCGAAGGACAGCGCGUGGCGUACGAGGCGUUCACUGUCUCCCACGUGUCGGAGAAUCUGGUGUGCAUGUCCAACGAGGACCUGCUGCUGGUCCAGGACUUUGCGCUGCAGGCCACGCGGGACGACUACAUCCUGCAGGUGAGAGUCUACCGUGCCCCCUGUUGGCCACGCCCAGACAGUCCCAUCAGCAGCACCUGGGAGCUGCUGCACCUGCUCAAAGACACCAUCUGGGCCCAGGAAGUACCCACUGUGGUCCAGGACUGUUUGGGCGGAGUCACGGCAGGAACAUUCUGCGCUCUUUUGACCUUGAUGCGACAAGUGGACACUGAAGGUUCUGUGGACGUCUUCCAGGUGGCCAAGCUCACCAACCUAGCCAGACCCGGAACCUUCUCUGACCUCGAGCACGUGCAGUUUGUCUACACGGCGCUGCUGAGCCUGCUGAGCACGCGGGAGGACGGCGCCGACGAGAAGGGCGUGGUCACGCUGGCGAGGAACGCGGCGGCCGAGAGCAUGGAGUCUCUGGUGUGAUCGUCACGCCAACAAGAACCUUCUUUUUUUUUUUUUUUUAUAAGGACAGACUUUGCAAUGUUGGACUUUUUGGUCCUCAUGUGCCUUUUUUUUCUUCUUUCUACUGAAUUUACUAACACGUCUGCUAAGAACUUUUUAUUGGCAGCAACUUUAAUCUGUAAAUAAUCUCCUCUGGACCAAAUCUAUUUAUACUUUUAUUCUGACAUCUUUAUACUUCCCCUGUAGGCUUUUAUUCUGACAGCCAUUAAAGGACGUGUUGACAUAA